CAACAAGAUGGCGAACAGCAAACGGUAUCUUCCAACCACUAGCACACGGUCACACAACGCCAAUUUCGAACAGAUCGGUUUUUUGCAGUGGACGAAACGGUUGAAAGCGGACGAACGUACGAAAAAGGCAACGCUAAAGGAACCUACCUAGAAAACAAACGACACAGUUCUUUUUUUUUUGGAAGUGAGUGCAACAUAAGGAUAUACAACAAAAUAAUACAAAUAAAAAACAACAAAAUACAAAUAAAUGGCGCCUUAAAAACGCCCACGCAAAAUGCCGCUAAAAAAGGAGUUCUUGCCGAAAGGAUAAAAAAAAAAAACAAGGAUUUUUCGAAAAGUGUAUCUACCUCGAGACGCGCGUGUGUGAGUGAAAGAAAGAGAGAUCGGGAGAGCGAGGAAGCGAGCAGUACGCAAGCGUGCGGCGUCGGUUUGAAUUUGAAUUUUUGCUCGAUCCUCAUAACAAAAAAAAAAGAGAAUACCAUUAAAUAAAGUUUCAAUUUUUUUGGCAUUUUUUUUAAUGUUUGAAAGCGGAAAAUGUCGCCGUCGUCGGGAGAGUGCCUCCUCUUAGUUUAUCAAAUAAAGUUUUAAAAUCGAAAGUUUAAAACUAUAAAAAAAAAACCCGCUAAAGAUUAACGAAACAUAAACACUAAAAUAAAAUACGUUCAUAUAAAAUAUCCUCACAAUUAAAAAAAUCACAUCAAAGAGAGACCAAAGAGGAGACACAAAAAAAAAAAAAGAAACCGAAAACUGAGGUGGAAAACUGGAAAAGUGGUUAACUGGAAAACUGGAUUACAAUGCAAUCGCAGCGCAGCCGACGUCGCAGUCGCGCACCAAAAACUUGGAUUUGUUGUAUUAACAAAAUGCACGCCGUUGCGUCGCUGCCCCUACUGCUGCUGACGCUGGCGUUUGCGAAUUUGCCAAACACCGUCCGCGGAGCUGAUACUGCAUUGGCUUCCGCUUCCUGCACAAGGGUAGGCUGCCAAAAUGGCGGCACCUGCGUAACACAACUCAAUGGCAAAACCUACUGCGCUUGCGAUUCACACUAUGUCGGCGACUACUGUGAACACCGAAAUCCGUGCAAAUCGAAUCGUUGCCAAAAUGGAGGCACCUGUCACGUGACCUUCCGCAACGGUCGUCCGGGCAUCUCUUGUAAGUGUCCUCUGGGCUUCGUGGAGUCCCUGUGCGAAAUACCAGUGCCAAAUGCCUGUGACGAUGUUAAGUGUCAAAACGGAGGCACCUGUCAACUGAAGACCCUUGAGGAGUUCACGUGUGCGUGUGCCAAUGGCUAUACAGGUGAACGAUGUGAGACGAAGAAUCUAUGCGCAUCUUCGCCCUGUCGGAAUGGUGCCACCUGCACGGCCGGAAGUAACAGCUUCACCUGCUCCUGUCCACCAGGAUUCACGGGCAACACAUGUUCCUACGACAUCGAGGAAUGCCUAUCGAAUCCCUGCAAAUACGGCGGCACCUGUGUCAAUACCCAUGGAUCCUACCAAUGCAUGUGUCCCACGGGCUAUACGGGAAAGGAUUGUGACACCAAGUACAAGCCCUGCUCGCCAUCGCCCUGCCAGAAUGGUGGAGUUUGCCACCCAAACGGUCUGUCCUACAACUGCACGUGCCCCAAAGGUUUCGAGGGCAAGAACUGCGAACAAAACUAUGACGAUUGUCUGGGACAUCUUUGCCAAAACGGAGGAACCUGCAUUGAUGGUAUCUCGGAUUAUACGUGCCGUUGUCCGCCGAAUUUCACGGGAAAGUUCUGUCAAGAGGAUGUGGACGAGUGCGCCCAACGGGAUCAUCCGGUGUGCCAGAAUGGAGCGACCUGUACGAACACCCAUGGAUCGUACAGUUGCAUCUGUGUGAAUGGCUGGGCAGGAUUGGAUUGCAGUAACAAUACGGAUGAUUGCAAGCAGGCGGCCUGCUUCUAUGGUGCCACAUGCAUUGAUGGCGUUGGCAGCUUCUAUUGUCAGUGUACCAAGGGAAAGACGGGGUUGUUGUGCCAUCUGGACGAUGCCUGCACCUCGAAUCCUUGUCAUGCGGAUGCCAUAUGCGAUACGAGUCCAAUUAAUGGUUCCUACGCCUGUUCCUGUGCUACAGGCUACAAGGGUGUGGAUUGUUCGGAGGAUAUAGACGAAUGUGAUCAGGGAUCACCGUGCGAGCAUAAUGGCAUAUGCGUCAAUACACCGGGUAGCUAUAGAUGCAACUGUUCGCAGGGCUUUACGGGUCCACGUUGUGAGACGAACAUCAAUGAAUGCGAAUCACAUCCCUGCCAGAACGAGGGCAGCUGUCUGGAUGAUCCGGGAACGUUCCGAUGCGUUUGUAUGCCAGGAUUCACGGGUACCCAGUGCGAAAUAGAUAUCGACGAAUGCCAAUCAAAUCCCUGCCUCAACGAUGGAACCUGCCACGACAAGAUCAAUGGAUUCAAAUGCAGUUGUGCCCUGGGCUUUACGGGAGCCCGGUGUCAGAUCAACAUAGACGAUUGCCAAUCGCAACCGUGCCGAAAUCGAGGAAUUUGCCAUGAUUCCAUAGCGGGCUAUAGCUGCGAAUGUCCGCCAGGAUAUACAGGUACUAGUUGUGAGAUUAACAUCAACGAUUGCGACUCGAAUCCUUGUCAUCGGGGCAAGUGCAUCGACGAUGUGAAUAGCUUCAAGUGUUUGUGUGAUCCCGGCUAUACGGGCUACAUAUGCCAGAAACAGAUCAACGAAUGCGAAUCGAAUCCGUGUCAGUUUGAUGGCCAUUGUCAGGAUCGCGUAGGCAGUUACUAUUGUCAAUGUCAGGCGGGAACGAGUGGCAAGAACUGUGAAGUCAAUGUGAACGAAUGCCACAGUAAUCCCUGCAAUAAUGGUGCCACCUGUAUCGAUGGCAUCAACUCGUAUAAAUGUCAAUGUGUUCCCGGAUUCACAGGUCAGCAUUGCGAGAAGAAUGUAGACGAAUGCAUCAGUAGUCCAUGUGCGAAUAAUGGCGUCUGUAUUGACCAGGUGAAUGGCUAUAAAUGCGAAUGUCCUCGGGGAUUCUACGAUGCUCAUUGUCUGAGCGAUGUAGACGAAUGUGCAUCAAAUCCUUGUGUAAACGAGGGUCGCUGUGAGGAUGGCAUCAAUGAGUUUAUAUGCCACUGCCCUCCUGGAUAUACGGGCAAGCGUUGCGAACUGGAUAUAGACGAAUGUAGCAGCAAUCCUUGUCAGCAUGGCGGAACCUGCUAUGACAAGCUCAACGCCUUCAGUUGCCAAUGUAUGCCUGGUUAUACGGGUCAAAAGUGUGAGACCAAUAUUGAUGACUGUGUUACGAAUCCGUGCGGUAAUGGUGGAACCUGCAUCGACAAGGUCAACGGAUACAAGUGCGUCUGCAAAGUUCCCUUUACGGGCAGGGAUUGUGAGAGCAAGAUGGAUCCUUGUGCCAGCAAUCGGUGCAUGAAUGAUGCCAAGUGUACGCCCAGUUCAAAUUUUCUGGACUUUUCGUGCACCUGCAAACUGGGCUAUACGGGUCGUUAUUGCGAUGAGGACAUUGACGAGUGCUCACUAAGUUCGCCAUGCCGGAAUGGAGCCAGUUGUCUGAAUGUACCCGGAUCGUAUAAAUGCCUUUGCACGAAAGGCUACGAAGGCAGGGAUUGUGCCAUCAAUACGGACGAUUGUGCCUCGUUUCCGUGCCAAAAUGGUGGAACGUGUCUAGACGGGAUCGGUGACUACAGCUGCCUGUGCGUGGAUGGUUUCGAUGGCAAGCACUGCGAGACGGACAUCAAUGAAUGCCUUAGCCAGCCGUGUCAGAACGGAGCAACCUGCAGUCAAUAUGUGAAUAGCUAUACUUGUACUUGCCCCCUGGGUUUCUCGGGCAUCAAUUGCCAGACGAAUGAUGAGGAUUGUACGGAAAGUUCUUGCCUAAAUGGUGGCAGUUGUAUCGACGGCAUAAAUGGGUAUAACUGCAGUUGCCUGACCGGAUUCUCUGGAGCCAAUUGCCAGUACAAGUUGAACAAGUGUGACUCGAAUCCUUGCCUGAAUGGAGCCACGUGUCAUGAGCAAAGGGACGAGUACACCUGCCAUUGUCCCAGCGGAUUUACGGGCAAACAGUGUUCCGAGUAUGUAGACUGGUGUAGUCAAUCGCCAUGCGAGAAUGGAGCCACUUGCAGCCAGAUGAAACACCAGUUCAGUUGCAAGUGUUCUUCAGGAUGGACGGGCAAGUUGUGUGAUGUUCAGACUAUAUCCUGUCAGGAUGCGGCCGAUCGGAAGGGAUUGAGCCUGCGACAAUUGUGCAACAAUGGCACGUGCAAGGAUUACGGAAAUAGCCAUGUGUGCUACUGCUCUCAAGGAUAUGCUGGUAGCUAUUGCCAGAAGGAGAUCGAUGAGUGUCAAUCGCAACCCUGUCAGAAUGGUGGAACCUGCCGCGAUUUGGUUGGUGCCUACGAGUGUAGCUGUCGCCAGGGUUUCCAGGGACAGAAUUGCGAACUGAACAUUGACGAUUGUGCCCCGAAUCCCUGUCAGAAUGGUGGAACAUGUCACGACAGAGUAAUGAACUUCAGCUGCAGCUGUCCGCCGGGAACGGUGGGCAUCAUUUGCGAGAUCAACAAGGAUGACUGCAAACCAGGUGCUUGUCAUAACAAUGGUAGUUGCAUCGAUCGCGUUGGCGGCUUCGAAUGCGUCUGUCAACCAGGUUUCGUUGGUGCCCGUUGCGAGGGUGAUAUCAAUGAGUGUCUUAGUAAUCCCUGCUCCAACGCCGGCACCCUGGACUGUGUACAGUUGGUCAAUAACUAUCACUGCAACUGCCGACCAGGCCAUAUGGGUCGCCAUUGCGAACACAAAGUGGAUUUCUGUGCCCAGAGUCCUUGCCAAAAUGGCGGCAAUUGUAAUAUUCGGCAGAGUGGACAUCAUUGCAUCUGCAAUAAUGGUUUCUAUGGCAAGAAUUGUGAGCUGAGUGUCCAGGACUGCGAUUCGAAUCCCUGCCGUGUAGGCAACUGUGUGGUGGCUGACGAGGGAUUCGGCUAUCGAUGCGAGUGUCCACGUGGCACAUUGGGUGAGCAUUGCGAAAUGGAUACCUUGGACGAGUGUGCCUCAAAUCCAUGUGCCCAGGGAGCUGCCUGCGAAGAUCUUCUAGGCGACUUUGAAUGCCUUUGCCCAAGCAAGUGGAAGGGCAAACGUUGCGAUAUUUAUGAUGCCAACUAUCCUGGAUGGAAUGGCGGAUCCGGAUCGAGUAAUGAUCGCUAUGCCGCCGAUUUGGAACAACAGCGAGCGAUGUGCGAUAAACGAGGAUGUACGGAGAAGCAAGGAAAUGGCAUUUGUGACUCAGAUUGUAAUACCUAUGCAUGUAAUUUUGAUGGCAAUGAUUGCUCCUUAGGGAUUAAUCCGUGGGCUAAUUGCAUGGCCAACGAGUGUUGGAAUAAGUUCCAGAACGACGUAUGUAACGAGGAGUGCAAUAAUGCCGCCUGUCACUAUGAUGGCCACGAUUGCGAAAGGAAACUAAAGAGCUGCGAUAGCCUAUUCGAUGCCUAUUGCCAGAAGCACUAUGGCGAUGGUUUCUGCGACUAUGGAUGCAAUAAUGCCGAGUGCAGUUGGGAUGGUCUCGACUGUGAAAACAAGACGCAAUCUCCGGUCUUGGCCGAGGGUGCUAUUUCGAUUGUUAUGCUUAUGAAUGUGGAGGCAUUCCGGGAGAUCCAAGCGCAGUUCCUUAGGAAUAUGAGCCAUAUGCUAAGAACAACGGUGCGUCUAAAGAAGGAUGCCCUUGGUCAUGAUAUCAUCAUCAACUGGAAGGACAAUGUACGCGUGCCUGAGAUUGAGGAUACGGAUUUCGCGAGGAAAAACAAGAUUCUGUACACCCAACAGGUCUAUCACACGGGUAUACAAAUAUAUCUGGAGAUCGACAAUCGCAAGUGCACUGAAUGUUUCAGUCAUGCUGUUGAGGCAGCUGAAUUUCUUGCAGCCACGGCGGCCAAACAUCAGUUACGUAAUGAUUUCCAAAUUCAUAGUGUCCGUGGCAUCAAGAAUCCCGGUGAUGAGGAUAAUGGUGAACCACCGGCGAAUGUAAAAUAUGUGAUUACCGGUAUGAUACUGGUCAUCAUCGUAUUGGCCUUCUUUGGUAUGGUCCUGAGCACGCAUCGGAAGAGGGCACAUGGUGUCACCUGGUUCCCCGAAGGAUUCCGAGCUCCGGCAGCGGUAAUGUCUCGGCGUCGACGAGAUCCCCACGGUCAGGAGAUGAGGAACUUGAAUAAGCAGGUGGCCCUGCAAUCGCAAGGAGUCGGUCAGCCCGGUGCCCAUUGGUCCGAUGAUGAAUCGGAUAUGCCGUUACCCAAAAGGCAGCGCAGUGAUCCCGUUUCGGUUGUUGGUUUGGGUAAUAAUGGUGGCUAUGCCAGCGAUCACACAAUGGUCAGUGAUUACGAGGAGGCGGAUCAGAGGGAAUGGUCACAGGCUCAUUUGGAUGUGGCAGAUGUAAGAGCCAUAAUGACACCACCGGCGCAUCAGGAUGGCGGCAAACACGAUGUAGAUGCACGUGGUCCCUGCGGCGUAACUCCGUUGAUGAUUGCAGCCGUUCAUGGUGGAGGUCUGGAUACCGGCGAGGAUAUCGAGAACAAUGAGGAUAGCACGGCCCAGGUUAUAUCGGAUCUAUUGGCCCAGGGAGCUGAGCUAAAUGCCACAAUAGACAAGACGGGCGAGACAUCACUGCAUCUGGCGGCUCGUUUUGCUCGAGCAGAUGCUGCCAAGAGAUUACUGGAUGCCGGAGCAGAUGCUAAUUGCCAGGAUAAUACGGGAAGAACACCGCUACACGCUGCUGUGGCCGCUGAUGCAAUGGGUGUAUUUCAGAUACUGCUGAGAAACAGGGCCACCAAUUUGAAUGCCAGGAUGCACGACGGAACAACACCACUGAUUCUGGCCGCACGUCUAGCAAUCGAGGGAAUGGUGGAGGAUCUAAUAACCGCCGAUGCUGAUAUCAAUGCAGCGGACAACUCUGGCAAGACGGCACUUCACUGGGCAGCGGCGGUGAACAAUACCGAGGCAGUGAAUAUUCUCCUAAUGCAUCAUGCCAAUCGGGAUGCUCAGGACGAUAAGGAUGAAACCCCAUUGUUUUUGGUUGCUCGCGAGGGUAGCUAUGAAGCUUGCAAGGCGCUGCUGGAUAACUUCGCCAAUCGCGAAAUCACCGAUCACAUGGAUCGAUUACCACGGGAUGUGGCCAGCGAGCGACUGCAUCACGAUAUUGUCCGGCUGCUGGACGAACAUGUACCGCGUUCUCCGCAAAUGCUGAGCAUGACACCGCAGGCUAUGAUCGGAUCCCCACCGCCGGGUCAACAACAGCCGCAGCUUAUCACCCAGCCGACGGUCAUUUCCGCCGGAAACAACAACAAUGGCAAUGCCAGUGGAAAACAGAGCAGCCAGACGGCCAAACAGAAGGCGGCCAAGAAGGCAAAACUUAUUGAAGGAAGUCCCGACAAUGGACUGGAUGCCACGGGCAGUCUGCGACGCAAAGCAAGUUCAAAAAAGACAAGUGCGGCCUCAAAAAAGGCCGCCAAUUUAAAUGGCCUGAAUCCAGGCCAGUUGACGGGAGUAUCGGGCGUACCGGGAGUACAGCCGAACUCGAAUUCAGCAGCACAAGCAGCCGCAGCAGCGGCGGCGGCAGCAGCCGUGGCGGCUAUGUCCCACGAACUGGAGGGAUCACCGGUGGGCGUGGGCAUGGGCGGGAAUAUGCCCAGUCCGUACGACACCAGUUCCAUGUACUCGAACGCGAUGGCCGCACCGCUGGCGAACGGCAAUCCGAACACGGGUGCCAAACAACCGCCGAGCUAUGAGGAUUGCAUCAAGAAUGCGCAAUCGCUGCAAUCCCUACAGGGCAACGGUCUGGACAUGAUCAAGCUGGAUAAUUAUGGUUACUCGAUGGGAUCGCCAUUUCAACAAGAGCCUUUCAAUGGUCAAGGACUCGGGAUGAAUGGGAAUGGUCAGCGUAAUGGAGUCGUUACCGGGGUCCUGCCCGGCGGUUUGUGCGGAAUGGGUGGACUGACCGGAACCGGAAAUGGAAAUAGCCACGAGCAGGGACUUAGUCCGCCGUACUCCAACCAAUCACCACCGCAUUCGGUGCAGAGUAGCUUGGCGCUUUCGCCCCACGCUUACUUGGGUUCUCCAUCGCCGGCUAAAUCGCGACCGAGUCUGCCCACCUCGCCCACUCACAUCCAGGCGAUGAGGCAUGCCACCCAGCAGAAGCAAUUUGGUGGCAGCAAUCUCAAUAGCCUGCUGGGCGGUGCAAAUGGUGGUGGCCUGGUCGGUGGAGGCGGUGGUGGCCAGGGGCCACAGAACUCGCCCGUGAGCUUGGGCAUCAUCUCGCCGACGGGUAGCGAUAUGGGCAUCAUGCUUGCCCCACCUCAAUCCUCGAAGAGCAGUGCAAUAAUGCAGACGAUAUCCCCGCAGCAACAGCAGCAGCAGCAGCAACAACAGCAGCAGCAACAGCAACAGCAGCAACAUCAGCAGCAACAGCAGCAACAACAACAGCAACUCGGAGGCCUGGAGUUCGGUUCAGCGGGCUUGGACCUGAAUGGAUUUUGUGGAUCUCCGGACUCAUUUCACUCGGGUCAAAUGAAUCCGCCCUCGAUACAAAGUUCGAUGUCCGGCUCGUCGCCGUCGACCAACAUGCUGUCGCCAUCGUCACAGCAUAACCAGCAGGCCUUCUACCAGUACCUAACGCCACCGAGCCAGCAUUCCGGCGGCCAUACGCCGCAGCAUUUGGUCCAAACGUUGGACAGCUACCCUACGCCCUCGCCGGAAUCACCUGGCCACUGGUCCUCCUCCUCGCCCCGAUCCAAUUCCGAUUGGAGCGAGGGCGUUCAAUCACCGGCGGCCAAUAAUCUCUAUAUAUCCGGGGGCCAUCAGGCCAACAAAGGAUCUGAGGCCAUCUACAUUUGACCAUAAGCCGAUGACUUAGACGCAAGAAUAAUAGUAUGAAGGAAGGAUAGAAUAUAGAUGGAAAGUUGGAUGUUUUGCCAAGGAUAAAAGCAGAGGGACUCUUAAAGAGUCCGCGGCUACGUUCUAUCUAAAAUGCUAUAUAAUGUAAUUCUCUAAUCUCUAUGAUUAUGUAUUUUUUCACGCGACUUUUUUUUUUUUUAAAUAUGUGUCUUUAAGUUUUAGAUUUUAGAAACUAAAUACGCAAUUCUUGCAGAAGAAGCGUCAUAAAUAAUGUAGUAACUUAAAUUAUUUUAAUGCUUGUUGUACAGUGCACCGAUCGCAUAUAUAUAUAUAUAUACAUAUACUAUACAUAUGUAUAGAUAUAUAUACAUAUAUCUACUCAUAGAUAUACCAGUUAAGAGCUCGUUUUGUGGCGCAUUUUAUUUUAUUGUCGUAACGUCAUCGUAGCUUCCAGUAAAUAAAAACAUAAAAAAUAACCAGAGAUAUAGAGAGGAGAAACUAAACUUAGCGAAAAUUCUGAUUGAUCGAUUAAACGUUGGUGAGACAUUUGUAAUUGUAAGCGACCAUUAUAUCACUAGGCCAUAAGUCUAGGCUAAGUUUUUAUCGAAUUCUACAUUUAAUUAUGGCCCACAUGCUAUAUAAAUAUAUAGAUAUCGUAGUUCUUGUAGGUUUCGAAACUGAAGUGCUUAUAUAAACAAAAUUGUUAGACGUACACCGCAUCAAACCUUUUUUUUUUACACCAAUUUUUUUUUUUUAUUAUUUUUAUUAUGACUAUUAUGUAUUAUUACAUAUUGACUAAGCUAAACUGUAAAAAGAUUCUCAUAACUGUUUGAUUUAAGUUGACAAAAAAAAAAACAAAAAAUUAAACAUAAAUCAUCAUCGAAAAAGUAUAAUUCUAAUUUACAAAAACAAAAAAAAAAAAAGGAACAAAAGACAAUUAAAACAACAGUAAACCAGCCAAGUUUUCUAUAUAUAUAAGACCCGCCCUAUGAUCUAAGUUGGAUAAAUAGAUAUUUUCAAAAAAUAUACAAAACAAAGAAAAGACAUAAAGAAUUCCAGAGAAAUGAUGUUCUUGUUCGAUUCGCUCUAUAUAUUUAAUUUGAACAGUAUGCUUUCUUUCGUCUAUAUUUUGUGUAAGUUUUUAAUGUGUAAAUUGUAAAAUUAUUUGUUUUCCUAACAAGACAGCAAAACAAAAAUGCAAACUUUUUGAAAUAUAUAAUAAAUAUUAAAUAAUUAUUUUAAGAAAAAUGUGUUUUUAUUUAUAUUAUGUGGUCAUUUGCCAUAAGGCUUAGUAAGCCAACUUCCUAGUUCUUGUUAGUUCUCUAGAUUACAUCGUUUAUAUGGACAAACGGACAGACGGGCAUGGCUAAGUCGUUUCGGUUAUUGAUCUUGACAAUAAUCUAUUUUUGCGUAUAAUGAUCAAAAUUUAACCAAAUUUCGCGUUUGUGAAGAGGGAUAAACUAAUCUAUUUUUUCGAAAAAGGGGAAAAAAAUGAUUUUCGAAUGAUUUUAAUUCAGUUCCAUAAGAAAUGGAAUUAUGAGCUGAACGAAAUAUGACCUUUUUUAUUUGGAAAAUUGUUGGCUUCGUUAGGGCUUAAAUACUGAUUUUUUUUUAUCGAAAAAUCAAGUAUACGCCUUUUGACAAGAAAUCAGAAACUUUUUGCGGUUUGUUGGCCCUAACUUUGGUAAAACAAGACCCUCAGCUUAAAGAAUGGCUGUUAUGUGCAAGGAUCAUAUAGAGGAGUAAUUUCGAAAUUUUAAGCAGGACAAUCAUAGUAGGCUGUUACCAACAUACUUUAACUAAUCGAAGUAGGUGUAGCUUAUAUUGAACAUUUUGAUCCUGUCAAAUCGCCGCCGACGGUAGCGCUGGGAGCUAAGUUGACUCCCAAAAUAUAAAUGUAUCGUCGGCCUGGGUUCGAGUCCCGGUAAAAACCUAAGAGCAUGGCACACACACACAACAUAUAUGGCACCUUUUGAACACUUACUAUAUAGUUGAGCUGAGCAGAGCAACACAUAAACUACAAGUUUCCUACACACAAUAAACUCCAGGUGGAAUGAUGACACACGAAUGGUAUGGCUAACAACACGGUUCUCCAUGGACUGAAGAUAGGAUUAAGCAUAAAGUGAAGAGGAUAAAACAGACCAAUCUAUCAACCAAAACCUAAGCUGAACAACAAUGUAAAUCUCGAACGUGAAAUGUAAAUGGUAUAAUAAUAAAAAGAAAUGUUUUUU
Messenger RNA from Drosophila eugracilis, 11092 nucleotides. It is a transcript of the gene N, whose product is annotated as neurogenic locus Notch protein. Gene Ontology annotation, cellular component: protein-containing complex; plasma membrane. Lineage: Eukaryota; Metazoa; Arthropoda; Insecta; Diptera; Drosophilidae. The coding region runs from base 795 to 8861 and encodes 2688 amino acids. The transcript is spliced from 9 exons. Gene Ontology annotation, molecular function: protein binding; calcium ion binding. Gene Ontology annotation, biological process: cell differentiation; heterophilic cell-cell adhesion; regulation of developmental process. The record is from RefSeq and is a predicted model, not a curated record.